UUCCACGUAAUGGGAAGAUAUAAGCUAGUGUACUUAAAAUGUAACUUGGAUUCUUUUGUCUUGAAAAAUAACUUUGUCAUGCAAUGCAAUGAUUUGUGAAAUGUAAGAACUGAAAAUAAUAAACUUAAGGAUUUUGCUAUGGUGACAUGCAUGUCACCAUGACAUGGACUUUUCGGUCGACCUAAUCCUAAAGGCGGUCGACCGAAUUGACUAAUUUGGGCAGCAUGAGAAAGCAUUGCGGUCGACCUAAUCCUAAAGGCGGUCGACCUCAAUUCAUAGCAUAAUUGAUGAGUCCUUGUUAUCAUUAUUUAUGACUAGUUAUGAUGGUUUAAAGCGUAAUUUAGACGAGCAAAAGAACCACACAAAUCGACAUACAUAAGCAAAAAGACACGGGGCAUAAGUUGACUUUCUUGUAUUCGGUCAACCUCGUACCGGAUUAGGUCGACCUCGACACCAACACUUGAUCUUCAUUUUACGUCAAAUGAUCGGAUAAAUUGAUAGAACACUUAUCGUCUAUCUGGUCGACCUCUUUCUUUAUCUGGUCGACCAUAUUGUUAAUGACUGCCAUCAAGUGGUCGACCUAUAUACCUUUACGGUCGACCAUGUUGUUUCUGACGCCAACGAAAUGGCCGACCGAGGUUUAUUCUGGUCAACCAAAAAUAACAACUUAAACUAAGAACGGUCGACCAAGUGGUCUUUGAGGUCGACCACAAUGCUUUCUCGUGCUGUCCAAAUUAGUCAAUUCGGUCGACCGCCUUCAGGAUUAGGUCGACCGAAAAGUCCAUGUCACGGUGACAUGCAUGUCAUAGUAGGCAUACCCUAAACUUAAACUAGUUUAUAUAUUGAAGACAACCUAAUUAAAUAAAUUUAAGUGAAUUGCUAAGAAGACCAAAUAUACCUUUCUAUACCACCCUAUAUGGUGAUGAAAAGUGAUAAAUGACGGUUAGUAAUAAAUCUUUCUUUUUUAUUUCAAAAUAUAUCAAAGUAGAUGUCAUUUUAAAUAGCAAAAUUAUAUCUAAUUUAUUUGUGCCAUUUUUUUGAGAUUAUGACGUAAAAUGAAAGAUAUAUAACCUAUUUAAAUUAAUUGUGAAACAUUAGUUACGAUUCAUAAAUAAUAAGUUUAGAGUCAUGCAUGGUUACUAACAAUAAGGUUAUUGGUUGGAUCCUCUCCCAUUUCAUAUGGCUUUUUCGUGUGUUAUAAUAACAUUUUAUCUUGUACACUUAUUGAAACAUAUGGCGAAUUUGUUGUAGUACACUCAACACAUUACAUGUCCCCCAUCAUCACUAACACCAUCUACCUUCAACCAACAGAGAGAAAAACGAAGGGGAAAGGAAAAAAAAUAUUGUUGGAUCAUCGGGAUAAACACUAUUGACUCUACAAAAAUGGAUUACAUUUUAUCUCUAAGCACAAGAGAACUUCUUUCUCUACUUUGAACACUUCUUUCAGAACAUUAGUGAUCCUAUAAAAAUGGAUAAAAGGAAUGGUAGUAUCUCUAGUGAGCGUAUAUAAAUAAUGCAAAGAAUGGAGAUGAGAAAGAACACUUUUAUCUGAAUUUCCUUCAAAUUUAUCGGAUUCUUUUCUGCUAGGUUCUGGCAUUUCAGAGGUGAAGCACCAAGAAGAGAAGAAGUGUCAUUUUUUUACCCAAUAAAAGAAAGAAAGAGGAAUGGGUCUUAAAAGUGAUGACAAGGUUUCUUUAAUGGUGGGAGUGUUACUAAUGGUAGUGGUGAUGUUGCUUCCUGAGUGCGGAAUGGCUGCGAGGGUUGGCAUAAUUGGUAGGGCCAGAGUAGCCGGAUGCCCUCAUGGUGUCUUAUGUAGCUACGGUCAUUUGAAUAAGGAGAUGGAGAAGAAUAAUGACAUCAAUAGAGGAAGGACAAGAAGUACUGAUAACGGUGAAAGCAGCAGCACUAGUGAGAUGUUGUAUGAUGAUGAUCAAUAUCGUCCAGAUUCCAUUGGGUAUAAUGGAGAUUAUAAAGACUAUUACUACAAAAGGUAUGGAGAUGUUCCAAGUCCUGGUGUUGGUCAUUGAUCACCACCCUUCCAAGUAUCUCCGGACUAAAGUGCACCAUCUCCUUGAUAAAUAAGUAGAAGCAACUUUAGAUUUCCUUUAAAUAAACAUAUAAUUAAGGUAGCAAUAAUGUUUAGUGGCUAUGUACAAGUUAGACACAUCUUGAUUCAAAUUAUAAUGUGGGAGUAACGUUCCUCGACAAGGAAAUAAAAUAGACCUCAAAUUCUCUCUCUCUGUUACGAAUAACCGAACUCCUAUCGCCAUUUUAGUGUGACAUCUCAAUCGCCUCCUUUCGGUGACAUUCCUCCAUAGUUCUGGCGGUAAGGGUUCUUAUUGGGAUGGAUUGUGCCUUUAUAUGGGUCCAAUUCGACCAUGGAUAUCAUCAAUUGAUUCCCAUGGAUUUCUUUCGUCCAAUCCCCAUUUCAAUUCAUUUUGCUCCAUUCUGUCAACGAUGUCUGAACUGGUGGUUGUUUUUAGCGAUGCAAUGAUUGUUGCAUGUGAAGAGACAGUAAGACUCAACCUCCUCCCUAGAGUCUUCAGCCCUACGUCGUAUUUUUGCAGCCUUCAACACUUCCUCGUAGAUGUGUGGCAAUGAAAGUGCUCCAUUACAAUCGUUGAUGUGUCGUUUGGACUUCAUGCAACAAAAUGCAUAUCCUGAUUAUUGAUUGAGUAAUAAAAUUAAGUAAUAUUG
Molecule: messenger RNA, 2697 nt
Organism: Linum trigynum
Lineage: Eukaryota; Viridiplantae; Streptophyta; Magnoliopsida; Malpighiales; Linaceae
Source: the annotation of a GenBank genome assembly